AUUUUAAAUUUACAUUUCACCUCUUUAAUUAAUAACAUAAUCACUAAAACAAGUUGAUUUCACUGCGACUUUACAUUUACAUUUACGUAGCAGCUCGUCAGUUUGCUCAGCUAACCGGAAGUGGCAGUUAACGUGAACAAGUGAGGCUAACUCUAAGCUAGCUAACAGUAGGUUAUGUUCGCGGUGUUUUGAGGAUUACAUUUACCUCUCAUCAUGUCUCUGAGCGCUGUUCACGGAACACUAUCGAGUUUGAAAGCAUGUCAGACAGACAUCGGGACAGGGAUGGACAUUGUGACAGACGUGGCCAUGGACCUGGCUGAAGCUCAGGAUGAAGAGGGCAAUCCUGGCAUCAAAGCGAUGGAGGAUAUGAUUCUGGAGUGUGCCAAGCUGGACAAAGAGAUUAACUGCUUUGUUGAUGUUGUGCAACAAGUGACUUCAGAGGUUACUACACAGCAGCCCGAGGCCAUGUUCAGCCUGUCUGCCAAAGUGAAGGAGCAGUACACGCAGAGAAUCGCCAGACUCUCUGAUGCCGAGCUGCACACUCACCAGAAAGUAGUGGCCUUCAAGGACAGCAUCAAGAACUCUUUCAAACAAGCCAACCAGGAGCCAGCAGCGAGCAUGGAGGAGCUGGAUGAGGACCUCGCUGUCACGCAGACCCAAAUCAACCUUACCUGCCCGCUCACACAGGUGGAAAUGGUGAACCCCGUGAAGAACAAGAAAUGUAACCACCAUUAUGAUGAAGGAGCCAUACUGGGCCUGAUCAAAACAAGACGCAGCCAGAAAAAGAAAUGCCGCUGUCCGGUGGUCGGCUGUGGGAACUCAGAUGUCACAGAGUCAGACCUCAUUCCAGACCAGAUGCUGAGGAGAAAGAUCCAGAGCCAGAAGAGGCAGAACAGCCGCACUUAGUGCUCGACAGUUUUACAAACCAUUCCUUACAAUUAUUCAUUAAACCCCUGACUUUCGUAUGGAGAAAGAAAUAUGUUGUUGGUAGCAAGUUGAGCAGUUUUCAUCGGUAAUGUUGCUGAGUUACAUUUGCAAGUGUUUGUGGAAAAGUUCUAUUUUUGAAAAAAAUUAUCUCUCAGAAAAUAUCUUCUGCUCAGUUUGAGUUUUGAAGUGAGAACUGUUUUUGUAUAAUUUAUCUGGAGCAUGUUUGUAUGUUUCAGUUUUGUUGAAUGAAAAUUAAAGCUUCAGAUGUUUGUAUGAAA
This is a messenger RNA of Stegastes partitus (bicolor damselfish), 1205 nucleotides long. It is a transcript of the gene nsmce2, whose product is annotated as NSE2 (MMS21) homolog, SMC5-SMC6 complex SUMO ligase. Gene Ontology annotation, molecular function: SUMO ligase activity; zinc ion binding. Lineage: Eukaryota; Metazoa; Chordata; Actinopteri; Pomacentridae. The transcript has 6 exons. The record is from RefSeq and is a predicted model, not a curated record. Gene Ontology annotation, cellular component: nucleus; Smc5-Smc6 complex. The coding region runs from base 214 to 906 and encodes 230 amino acids. Gene Ontology annotation, biological process: double-strand break repair via homologous recombination; protein sumoylation.